GCACGGGUGAGUCCGUAUGAAACAGAAUAAACUCAUCAACAUGAUGGUGUCCAUCCGAGUGGUUUUCUGCCUGUUCUGUGGAGCUUUAGCAGCAGCUCAGGAUUUAAACUGGAACAGUUACCCUGCAGUCAGCAGGUUUGGAGACCGGCGUCCAAACUACCCUGUCCGUGAACCAGCAGCUGUCUUCCAGGAGAAGCAGAGUUUCCAUAAACCGUUGUCUUGGAGGUUUCCGGCUCCACCGGCUGAAGAGGAGCCUCACUUCCCUCCAGGCUUUGAGCUGAAGGCCCCGACAGCAGCCAACAGCGUCAGCGCCGUCUGCGGGGAGCGCUCCAUCCGGGUGGUGGCCAAGAAAGACCUGCUGGGGAUCGGUAAACCUGUCCAGGCUGCAGACCUCACGCUGGGAGGAUGUACUGCCACAUGGGAAGAUCCCGAAGCUCAGGUCCUGGUCUUUGAGUCAGAGCUGCACGACUGUGGCAGCCAGCUGCUGAUGUCUGAGGACUCGUUCAUCUACACCUUCACGCUGCUCCACACUCCCAGUCCUCUGGGAGACAGUCCCAUCAUCCGAACCGCAGACGUCACAGUCAGCAUCCAGUGUCACUACCAGAGGAAACAUGAUGUGAGCAGCGGGGAGUUGAAGCCGACCUGGACUCCGUUCAGUGUCACCAAAACGUCAGAGGAAAAUCUCUAUUUCUCUUUCAGACUCAUGACUGACGAUUGGCAGUUCUCUCGUCCGUCCGCUCAGUUCGUGCUGGGAGACACGAUGAAGUUUGAAGUUUCAGUCAAACAGUUUUAUCAUGUCCCACUCAGAGUGUUCGUGGACACCUGUGUGGCCACCGUGGUCCCAAACAUUGACACCGUCCCUCGAUACACUUUCCUGGGAAACAACGGGUGUCUGUUUGACAGUCAGCUGACAGGCUCUGCCUCUCGGUUCCUGCCUCGGUCUCAGGACGACAGACUGCAGUUUGAGGUGGAGGCGUUCAGGUUCCAGCAGGACGACAGCGGCGUGAUCUACAUCACCUGCAAUCUGAAAGCCACAUCAGCUGCUGCAGCUGUUGAUGCCACCAACAAGGCCUGUUCAUUCUCCAAUGGGUGGCGAGAGGCCAGUGGCAGCCAUCACAGCUGUACCUGCUGCAAUACAAACUGUCACCUGACUGGAACAGGUGCUCAGUGGGAACAGGAAACAGCUGUUGGACCAAUCACAGUGAAGGAGAGACCUCUAUAGUGAGAGAAUGAAAUGAGAUUAAAGCUCUUAUGAUGAAA
Siniperca chuatsi (mandarin fish) is the source of this 1260-nucleotide messenger RNA. RefSeq names its product zona pellucida sperm-binding protein 3-like. Lineage: Eukaryota; Metazoa; Chordata; Actinopteri; Centrarchiformes; Sinipercidae. Gene Ontology annotation, cellular component: extracellular matrix. The record is from RefSeq and is a predicted model, not a curated record. Gene Ontology annotation, biological process: positive regulation of acrosome reaction; binding of sperm to zona pellucida; egg coat formation. The transcript has 9 exons. Bases 17 to 1222 code for a protein of 401 amino acids. Gene Ontology annotation, molecular function: acrosin binding.